AUGAACAAUCACUCCACCUCUCAAAUGUACUUCUGUCCGCCUUCCCCCCCUCCCCGCUUUAGGUUUACCGCGAUAGCCUUCGAUCCGCCGGGCUGCGGUUUCAGCACUCCCCCCGUCCGCGAUUGGAGUGAUCCCGAGGUUCUGCUGCAGGAUGCCAGAGUUGGCGUGAAUUUGAUGCGCCAGCUGGGUCAUCUGCCCUUCUCCUGCAUCGGCUGGUCAGAGGGCGCCCUGUCAGCCAUCCGAGCAGCAUCGUAG
Messenger RNA from Spirometra erinaceieuropaei, 255 nucleotides. The record is from the annotation of a GenBank genome assembly. NCBI's taxonomy places the organism in Eukaryota, Metazoa, Platyhelminthes, Cestoda, Diphyllobothriidea, Diphyllobothriidae.